CGUCCAUCGAGGUCUAAGGUAUCUGGACGCUGGCCAGUUUAUCAGCUCAACACUAUAUAACUAGAUGGCCCCGCUGCUCCACUCCUACUCAUUUAAGAGUGCUGAAAUCAAUUCUUGGACCUAAGCCAAGGAGACUAUUGUUGACUACCUGUUGCUAAGUAGCUCGCCAAAUCUCUUGUUUGAACAUCCACAAUGCUCGCGACUCCACCGCUCGGCCAGAGCGUUGGGUAUGGCAUUGUCGUCGGCUUGGGGUUUGCCUUCGCCUUUGGCAUGAUUCUCACAACUUUUGUGCUUAAGAGAUACAACUAUGAAUUGCAAACUUCGGAAAUGUUCAGCACAGCUGGACGAACUGUCAAAUCAGGCCUUGUUGCUUCUGCGGUCGUCUCCUCUUGGACUUGGGCGGCCACUCUUCUUCAAUCGAGCGCCGUUGCCUAUAACUACGGAGUAUCCGGACCCUUCUGGUAUGCUUCUGGCGCGACAGUGCAGAUCAUUCUUUUUGCGACUAUCGCCAUCGAACUGAAGCGCCGGGCACCAAAUGCACAUACAUUCUUGGAAGUCAUUCGAGCACGAUAUGGAGCUGUGACACAUAUUGUUUUCAUGGUUUUCGGCUUGUUUACCAACAUCUUGGUUACUUCUAUGUUGCUCACUGGAGGCUCUGCUGUCGUAACAUCGCUCACUGGAGUUCCAACAGCUGCCGCUUGUUUCCUCUUGCCGGUCGGUGUCGUCUUGUACACCAUGUUCGGUGGUAUCAAAGCUACCUUUUUGACCGAUUACGCACACACAGUCGUAAUUCUUAUCAUCCUCUUAAUGUUUGCUUUCACAACAUAUGCUACCAAUGAACAUCUUGGAUCUCCUGGGAAAGUCUUCGACCUUCUUCAUGAAGCAGCAAAGAAACACCCGGUGGAAGGCAACGCCGGCGGCUCAUAUCUCACCAUGCGAUCUAAGGAGGGCGCCAUCUUUUUCGUGAUCAACAUUGUAGGGAACUUCGGAACCGUGUUCUGCGACAACGGUUACUACAACAAGGCUAUCGCCGCUUCACCAGUGGAUGCUCUGCCAGGUUACAUCAUGGGAGGAUUGUCAUGGUUUGCCAUCCCUUGGCUCGCUGCUACGACCAUGGGUCUUGCUGCUCUUGCAUUGGAGAGUAAUCCAGUGUUUCCCACUUUUCCGGAUCGCAUGAACCCUGCAGAUGUCUCUGCUGGGCUUGUUCUUCCAACUGCUGCCGUUGCUCUGCUUGGAAAAGGCGGUGCAGCUGCUACUUUGCUGCUAGUAUUCAUGGCUGUGACAAGCGCGAUGUCUGCAGAGCUCAUUGCCGUGUCUUCUAUCUUCACAUAUGACUUUUAUCAAACUUACUUCAAUCCCACGGCUACCGGUAAACAACUCAUUUACAUGUCUCACGUCAUGGUUGUUGGUUUCGCCAUCGCCAUGGCCGCUUGGUCUACCGGCCUCUACUACAUUGGCAUUUCAAUGGGAUAUUUGUACCUUCUCAUGGGUGUCAUCAUCUCGUCUGCCGUGCUUCCAGCCACUCUCACACUGAUGUGGUCCAAGCAGAAUUGGUGGGCCGCAACUUUAACACCGCCUCUUGGAUUUGCCUGUUCUCUUAUUGCCUGGCUCGUCACAGCGAAGAAGGAAGGCGGAGAACUCACAGUAGGAACCACAGGAGCCAACAACCCCAUGCUUGCUGGAAACGUCGUGGCUCUUCUAUCGCCGCUCAUAUUCGUCCCCGUUCUCACCUAUAGUUUCGGCCCACAGAACUACGACUGGGUCUCCAUGAAGCAGAUCCGUAGAGGUGACGACCACGAUCUCGCAGCUGCCGCACAUGUAGACCUGGAACUUGUCCCAGGUGAACAUCGUAGCGCGACAGAUGACGAGGAAGAGCAGGCCAAGCUAUACAAAGCGUCGCGCAUUGCCCGAUGGAUGACCGCAGGCAUGACGCUCGCCUUCCUCAUCCUGUGGCCCAUGCCCAUGUACGGGUCUGGAUACAUUUUCAGCAAAAAGUUCUUCACGGGCUGGGUCGUCGUCGGGAUCAUGUGGAUGUUUUGCUCCGCAUUCUGCGUUGGUCUCUACCCGCUUUGGGAGGGCCGGAAGACGAGUGUCAAGACGUUCAAGUCUAUCUACCUGGACAUCACCGGGAAGAAGAAGCCGCCCAAGGGCCCAGUUGUUACAGAUGGUGAAGAGGGAUCUUCUACUCCGACAGAAGCACUCACUGAGAAAGCUGCUAUCAAGGAAUAGACGCGUUGCGCUGUCUAUUUUUCUAGUGAUACUAUCUUUAAAUAAGCAGUAUCGGAUCAUUCAACGCUCUCUUGAUAAAUCGUCAUAAACACUGUCGCUUGCCGCAUCAAGUUCCGAAUCUAU
This is a messenger RNA of Aaosphaeria arxii CBS 175.79, 2352 nucleotides long. Its product is annotated as urea active transporter-like protein. Gene Ontology annotation, molecular function: spermidine transmembrane transporter activity; putrescine transmembrane transporter activity; urea transmembrane transporter activity. The record is from RefSeq and is a predicted model, not a curated record. Gene Ontology annotation, biological process: putrescine transport; spermidine transport; urea transmembrane transport. Gene Ontology annotation, cellular component: plasma membrane. Lineage: Eukaryota; Fungi; Ascomycota; Dothideomycetes; Pleosporales. The transcript is spliced from 7 exons. Bases 193 to 2229 code for a protein of 678 amino acids.